GAUGGAUCACAUCCGGGGCUUGACUGCGCGCCUGGUAGCGGUGUUAGCAUGCUAGUCAGCGGCAACUGCCUCGGGAAGUGAGUGUAUUAGCGAUGGGGCGCAAAAAGCCGUUUCAGACCGAGAGACACACCGGCAGGGGCAAAGACAAGCGGCACCGGAUGAAGGGGAAGGGGCUGGGAGCUUUCCCUGAGGAACUGCAGGACAGGGCGGAAGGCGGUGAAGGUGCAGAGGUCAAUGACGGAGCGUCGGAGUGUGUGAAGUUGCCGUGUCCUCUGGCCAUGUGGGAACUGGGUCACUGCGACCCGAAGCGCUGCACCGGACGCAAGCUGGCACGGAAAGGCCUGGUGCGCUGCCUGCGCCUGAACCAGCGCUUCAGCGGCCUGGUCCUCAGCCCCAUGGCCACCAGAUACGUCACACCUGCCGACAGGGAGACGGUCGCGGCUUGUGGAGUCGCGGUGAUUGACUGCUCGUGGGCGAGGCUGGAGGACACGCCCUUCAGCAAGAUGAUCGGCUCCCACCCGCGGCUGCUGCCGUAUUUGGUAGCGGCGAAUCCGGUGAACUACGGCAAGCCGUGUAAGCUGAGCUGCGUGGAGGCGUACGCUGCCACCCUCUGCAUCGUAGGUCUCCGAGAUCUCGCUGAGCUCCUGCUGAAGAAGUUUAAAUGGGGUUUGGGGUUUCUCGAGCUCAAUAAGACCCUGCUGGAGCGCUACGCCACCUGCAGGUCGGAGGAGGAACUGCUCACGGUGGAGAAGGAGUAUUUCACCGCCCCGCCCCCUGAGGAGGAGGAGCUCGAUCCUUUCGAUGUGGAUUCAGGGAGGGAGUGUAUGAACCUCAACAGGCCACUCAGGCUGGAGGAGGAAGUGACUGAAAGCGAAGAGGAAGAAACGUCCGAGGAGGAAGAUGAUGAUGAGGUGGAGAUAAAGGAGAAGGAGAACGUCGAAGAGGAAGGAAGUGAAGAUGAAAAGAAGACGUGACGAAUGAGGGAGGAAAAAAAAAACGUGUUGGUCCAAAGUGUAUGAGGACAUUACUGCCAGCUUCUUCACACACACACACACACACACACACACACACGGUCAUGUGAUUAUUUUAUGUUUCUGAAUAAAUAUCUGUCCUGGAA
Molecule: messenger RNA, 1117 nt
Organism: Silurus meridionalis
Lineage: Eukaryota; Metazoa; Chordata; Actinopteri; Siluriformes; Siluridae
Gene: tsr3
Product: TSR3 ribosome maturation factor
Exons: 6
Coding region: 93-974 (293 amino acids)
Biological process (GO): maturation of SSU-rRNA
Molecular function (GO): rRNA small subunit aminocarboxypropyltransferase activity
Source: RefSeq, a predicted model, not a curated record